AUGGAUGGCGGUGCUGACAUUGACGUUGACGAGGACGAAUUUCUAGUUCUCGACGAGGAUGACGAGCUGCGCGCGCAGCGAAUCAGCGCGGCAGGAGAAGGGACCUCUGACGAGGGUCACGCCCUUCGGGACUUCUCCAAGAUGCAUCUGAAGGAGGACCACUCGCAGCGCCCCAUGUGGGUGUGUCCGGACGGACGAAUCAUCCUGGAGACCUACUCGCCCCUCUACAAACACGCCUACGACUUUCUAAUCGCAAUUGCCGAGCCAGUCUGCCGUCCAGAGAACGUGCACGAGUACAAUCUCACGCCCCACUCCCUGUACGCAGCGGUCUCAGUGGGUUUGGACACCAACACAAUCAUAUCAGUGCUCGACCGCCUCUCCAAGACUAAACUCUCCCCUGACAUCAUCACCUUUAUCCGCGAGUCCACUCAGAACUACGGGAAAGUGAAGCUGGUGCUGCAGCGCAACAAGUACUUUGUGGAAUCGCCGUACCCCAAUGUGCUUCGAGAGCUCUUGCGAGACGAUGUGAUUCGCCGAGCCAGAAUCUUGCCGUCAGUUAAUGCUCAGGGGCCAGCAGGGGACGCGUUUGCAGUGCAGCAGGGGGGAGCGGCGGACGGGUCAGCAGCAGCACUUACGCAUGCGCUCAUGGGGGCGGGGGAGGACGUGGGCGGGGCAGCGGACGAUGGGGAGUUUCACUCGUUCGAGAUCGACCCCUCUCAGGUGGAGUGUGUGAAGCAGAGGUGUCUUCCCAACGCCCUCAACUACCCCAUGCUGGAGGAAUAUGACUUCAGAAACGACUCGGUGAAUCCUGACGUGGACGUGGAGUUAAAGCCACAUGCGCAGCUUCGGCCGUACCAAGAGAAGAGCCUCAGCAAGAUGUUUGGCAACGGUCGAGCGCGUUCAGGCAUCAUAGUGCUGCCCUGCGGUGCAGGAAAGUCCCUGGUGGGAGUGUCAGCAGCGGUGCGCAUUCGAAAGAGCUGCCUGUGCCUGGCGACCAAUGCAGUGUCGGUGGAUCAGUGGUGCCUGCAGUUCAAAAUGUGGUCCACGAUCAAGGAUCAACAUAUCUCAAGAUUCACCUCUGAUACCAAGGAGAUGUUCCAGGGCGAUGCAGGUAUUGUGGUAACCACGUUCAACAUGAUUGCGUUCGGAGGGAAGCGGUCGGCAGAAUCGAAUAAAAUCAUCGAAGCCAUCCGAUCGCGCGAGUGGGGCUUGCUGCUCAUGGACGAGGUGCACGUGGUGCCAGCUCAGAUGUUCCGGAAGGUCAUUGGCAUCACCAAGUCGCACUGCAAGCUGGGAUUGACAGCCACUCUGGUGCAAGAGGACGAGCUAGUCGCGGAUCUCAACUUCCUGAUUGGUCCCAAACUGUACAAAGCCAACUGGCUGGACCUGGUGCGAGGGGGAUACACCGCCAACGUGCAAUGCAUGGAGGUGUGGUGCCCCAUGACUCGCGAGUUCUAUGCAGAGUACAUCCGAGCCGAUGCAAGAAAGCGCCAGGGUCUGUACGUGAUGAACCCCAACAAGUUCCGAGCAUGCGAGUACCUGAUUCGUUUUCACGAGGAGCAGAGGCGAGACAAGAUCAUUGUGUUUUCGGACAACCUGUUUGCUCUGGAGCAGUAUGCGCGGAAGCUCAACAAGCCCAUGAUCUACGGGCCUACCAGCCAUGCAGAGCGCACUCGAGUGCUCUAUGCCUUCAAGAACAGCCCCAACGUCAACACCGUCUUCCUCUCCAAGGUGGGGGACAACUCGAUUGACAUUCCAGAGGCCAACGUGAUCAUCCAGAUCUCAUCCCACGCGGGGUCAAGGAGGCAGGAGGCGCAGCGGCUGGGGCGCAUUCUGAGGGCCAAGGGGCGGAAGGAGGACCGGAUGGCGGGCGGCACGGAGCACUACAAUGCGUUCUUCUACUCGCUGGUCUCGACCGACACUCAGGAGAUGUAUUACUCGUCCAAGAGGCAACAAUUCCUCAUUGAUCAAGGUUACUCCUUCAAGGUGGUAACAUCGCUGCCCCCACCAGGGGAGGGGGACGACCUCUGCUACACGUCCAAGCAGGAGCAGCUUGAUCUGCUCUCCACGGUGUUGAGCGCAGGGGACGAAGCACUAAGGGAGGAGGUACUAGCGGAGGACUAUGACGACCUGAGCCACGUGCCCACCAUCGUGAGGCGCUCCGCUGCUUCCAUGAGCGCCAUGUCCGGCGCGCAGGGGCGGUCUUACAUGGAGUUCAGUAAGCAGUUUCUUUCCUUUGUCUUAUUUGAGUUCUCUCGCCACAUCAUCCUUCUCUUCCUGUUGCCUUUCACCUAA
This is a messenger RNA of Closterium sp. Naga37s-1, 2295 nucleotides long. The record is from the annotation of a GenBank genome assembly. NCBI's taxonomy places the organism in Eukaryota, Viridiplantae, Streptophyta, Zygnematophyceae, Desmidiales, Closteriaceae.